AUGGUAGAUCAGAUCUACAAUAAACUAGCAAAGGAUGAGCCAGUGGAACCCCCUCAAAUUGCAUUACUUCUUAGUAUCUUUGCCAGUACCACAUACUCUUGGACAUCUCUCGACUUGACUGCUCACCCUGGCCUUUUUGAGAACGUCGAAGAGGCGAAUGCCCAGUCGCCGCUGUGGGUGAAAGGCUGUCUUGACCUGGUGGAUCGCGCGGGCCGGUGUGCUUCUCGAUCAGUAGAGAAUAUCCAGGCAAUGAUUAUUGCUUUUUUCAUGCUCGUCAAUUUUGAGGGCAUAACUCUUCGAUACACUUCUUUGCUCAACCAAGCCAUUUCAAUGGCGCGCGAUCUCGGUUUUCAUCGCCUGGAUCACUCACACCCUAUAGCGAAUACCGCGAGACCAACACCGGGCACCGUUGCAGAGGAAAUUGGUCGCAGGAUAUGGUGGUAUUUGUCGGCUACAGACUGGAUGUCCAGGUACGCAAGCCCACACGAAGGCAUAUAUACUAUAAUUCCACACCAGAUCACCACUCGCAAACCAUUUAACGCGAACGAUGAUGACCUAUUCGAUGGAAUGCCAAACAGCAUCAACAAACCGCUUUGUGAGCCGACUGAAAUGUCCUACUUUCUUCAACGGAUUCGACUGGGUGAGCUCUGUCGGGAGCUCUGCGACCGCAUGCCAGUAGACGCCAUGCCGGGAGAGCCAGCCUCUCAUGCCCAAGUACUAGAAGUUGACGCCAAAUUCAACAAGUUCAUGAUGGGUAUUCCUGUGUUUUUCCGACUUAGUUCUUCGGAGAAUAGCCCGGAGUUGACUCCCGGAAUAAUCAUUCAACGAUAUAUUCUAAAUUCUCUACUACAUUCACACCGCUGCAAAAUGCACUUGCCUUACAUUACUAGCAAAUACGCAAAUUCCGCAAGUUAUGCAUACUCCCGCAAGACAUGUCUAGAUGCGGCGAGACAGAUCAUCCGGACAGAGCGCCUGCUUGAGCGAGAAGCCGUGGCUUUCGUGCACACUCGCUUUCGCAUAUCAGGUGUUUUGCAGUCCGUUUUCAUCGCCAAUAUUGCCUUUUUGCUCGACCUUUGCUUUCAUAGUGAUCACGGAGAAUACGAUCCAAUUCGAAAGGCAGAGCUAUUGGACGCAUGCAGCAUUCUCGAGGAUGCCUGGAAUCAGUCACCCAUGAUUUCUGGGUUAAUUGAGUCUCUAAAUAGUGUGGCACGUAAGUACAAGCUUCCGCUACCAUUUAUGGCCAACAUAGAUCGUUCUUCUACUGCCAAUUCCUCUACUCUAUCCACCGCAAUGUCAGGCCUGGGGUUCACGCCGUCUCACGUUGCCGAUGUGAAUGCACCCUCUUCGACCAAUAUUACUGCUUCUUCUAAUAAUGACCUUUCAUCGGUUCCUGGACCUGCUCAAGUCAAUCUCGACAUGCCUUUUUUUGACUGGGAAAGUUUCAGUGCCGAGAUGGAGGUUGACUCGCUAGAUUGGAAUGCACUGUUGAAUGAGCUAGAUUCCCAGUAUUUUGCUAGCUCUAUGCCUUCUACUAGAUGA
Molecule: messenger RNA, 1539 nt
Organism: Talaromyces rugulosus
Lineage: Eukaryota; Fungi; Ascomycota; Eurotiomycetes; Eurotiales; Trichocomaceae
Exons: 2
Coding region: 1-1539 (512 amino acids)
Source: RefSeq, a predicted model, not a curated record